This is a messenger RNA of Boeremia exigua, 796 nucleotides long. RefSeq lists its product as uncharacterized. The record is from RefSeq and is a predicted model, not a curated record. Gene Ontology annotation, cellular component: cytoplasm; nuclear exosome (RNase complex). Gene Ontology annotation, molecular function: RNA binding. Gene Ontology annotation, biological process: RNA processing. The transcript has a single exon. Lineage: Eukaryota; Fungi; Ascomycota; Dothideomycetes; Pleosporales; Didymellaceae. Bases 158 to 778 code for a protein of 206 amino acids.
AAAAAGUUGUCGAACACCACCGGCAGUGCGACAACCACCAACACGACAGUGACAACACUACAUCCACGCCUCAGCGCCCGCACAACACGUUAAUUGCUGUCGCAAACUACCGAUAAACUGUACAACCUCGAACACCACCCGUCAUCCCUCCAGCCUCAUGGCCGUCCCCUCCCUCGCCCUCCCCGGCCAACUCCUCGGCAGCGCAGACAAAUACUUCCCGGGGCCAGGCACACACAUUCAUGAAUCGCAAAUCUACGCCUCCAUCGGCGGCCCCGUCGUGACCUCCACCCCAAAGCCCACAUCGCCCACAUCUCCCGCGCCCUCCCUCCUCUCCAUCCAGCGCCCGCCCACCGCCGACCCGGGCAUCCUAGGCCCCAGCUCCGGCAGCGGCGCGCCCCUCCUACCCGCCGUAUCCAGCACCGUACUCGCGCUCAUCACGCGCCUAACCCCCCGCGCCGCAGCCUGCGAGAUCCUCGUCGUCGACGACGUGGUCUGCCGCGAGUCGUUCGCAGGCCAGAUCCGGCGCGAGGACAUCCGGGCCACGGAGAAGGAUAAAAUACGCAUGGAAGACUCGUUUCGGGUGGGCGAUCUGGUGCGCGGAACCGUGGUCAGUUUGGGCGAUCAGAGUAAUUACUAUGUUAGCACGAGUGAGAAUAAGUUUGGGGUUGUUAUGGCGAGGAGUGCAGAGGGGAGGCUGAUGUUUCCGGUUAGUUGGAGGGAGUUUAGGGAUCCGGUGUCUGGGGUUGGGGAGGCGCGGAAGGCUGCUAAGCCGUUUUGAGGGGGCAAGCAGAGUGCA